Molecule: messenger RNA, 846 nt
Organism: Knipowitschia caucasica
Lineage: Eukaryota; Metazoa; Chordata; Actinopteri; Gobiiformes; Gobiidae
Source: the annotation of a GenBank genome assembly
AUGACUGGAUCCACAGGUCACAUGACUGGAUCCACAGGUCACAUGACUGGAUCCACAGGUCACAUGACUGGAUCCACAGGUCACAUGUCUGGAUCCACAGGUCACAUGACUGGAUCCAUGACUGGAUCCACAGGUCACAUGACUGGAUCCACAGGUCACAUGACUGGAUCCACAGGUCACAUGUCUGGAUCCACAGGUCACAUGACUGGAUCCACAGGUCACAUGACUGGAUCCACAGGUCACAUGACUGGAUCCACAGGUCACAUGACUGGAUCCACAGGUCACAUGUCUGGAUCCACAGGUCACAUGACUGGAUCCAUGACUGGAUCCACAGGUCACAUGACUGGAUCCACAGGUCACAUGACUGGAUCCACAGGUCACAUGUCUGGAUCCACAGGUCACAUGUCUGGAUCCACAGGUCACAUGACUGGAUCCACAGGUCACAUGACUGGAUCCACAGGUCACAUGACUGGAUCCACAGGUCACAUGACUGGAUCCACAGGUCACAUGUCUGGAUCCACAGGUCACAUGACUGGAUCCACAGGUCACAUGACUGGAUCCACAGGUCACAUGACUGGAUCCACAGGCUUCGUGUUGUUGUUGUCCUCGAGUCCAGACGCUCACUUCGUCCUUGAGCCGCAGCCUGAAGGUCUCAGCGACGGACGAAGAGUGAGAAUCCACCGGGGUCUGGUCCAGACGCAGACAUCAGUGCAAAUGUCAGCUUCUGUGUUCGCCAGAGUCCACACUACGUCAGGAAGAGACGGAACAAGAGGCGCGGUCGACCCGUUAGCAAAGACCAUGGUUGGAACGGACACUCACAGAUGGACAUGUGUUUUCCUGGUUUAG